Molecule: messenger RNA, 2135 nt
Organism: Linum trigynum
Lineage: Eukaryota; Viridiplantae; Streptophyta; Magnoliopsida; Malpighiales; Linaceae
Source: the annotation of a GenBank genome assembly
UCACAAAUUAACCAUACAAAUUGUUCAACACCAGUCUAGAAAACUCAAGAAAAUUGAAGCAAAUCACAAAUUAUCCAUAAACAACAUGAUUUGAAAACUUCUUCCUCCUUGUCAAUUAAGCUUCUUCACUCUCCACUUGAUAAUAUCGACUUCAUUCUACACAAUUAGAAAGAAAAAAUUAGACAUGUCUCCACAAACAUAAAGAAGAUUAGUUGUUUAGAAUAUUAAAUAUACCGGAAAAAUUAAUUAUAUGAUUGUGGACGGGUACUCAUGGGUCGGGUUUACCUAAACCCAAACCCAACCCGAUGAAUAUUGAACAGGUUUAAACCCGAACUCGGUCCAAAACCCGUCAACACGAAUUUUUACCCGCGUUGGCCAGGUUGGGUCGGGUAGGGUACUCAUGGGUUCGGGUUUCGUUGCCAUCCUUAGAUCCAAUCCAAUCCUCAGGCAAAUUGACAUUGACUCAAAACGGAUCAAUUCAAAAUACCUCAGGAAAAUUAAUUCAUCAAAUUUUUUUUUGCUGGCGAACAAGUCAAUUUGAUACAAUCGUCUCAGCGUCAAAUUGACCGGUUACAAUUCUUCAUCCAAACAACCCCUUAGUUUAUAAUAACGACAAUGGUCCCGCCAGCUGAACUAAUAGUAUCCCGCAGUCGGGAUGAAGCCCACGUGGAAACCGCAUGGUCUUCUCUGCACCACAUCCCACGCGCUCUGCCAUCAUCUUACAACCAAAACGUCCGUUGGAUGCAUUCGACAUGCAACGUGGUCAGAAUCAAAUCCCUACGUGUUUCCACGCUCUUGCCGCUGUGAAUAGGGAGCUAAUAGUUCGCCAGUUAGAGGACAGAAGGGAAAUGUACUCAGAAAGUAUAAACGGAUUUUAUAAAUCUUGGGCAUCCUUAAAAAAAUGACAAGAAAAAGAAACCCAGGGAAGGGGAGAAAGUGAAAAAGGAAAGUCUCACACAGGAGUCUGCACUUCCCCAGUUUGUGAGGGGUUCAGCAUGUCCUCUUUUCUCGUCCCGAUGAUGCAGGAUGCAGAAGAUAACGAUAACCCAUCGUAUCUCAACAGGAAAAGGAAGUUGAACGCAGAGCAAUUGGGUCUUCCCCUACCAAAGCAUAAUUGUUGGGUUCAUCCCGGUGAUGAGAAAAAUCAAGUGGAACACACAAUCAGUCAUGUACUCAAGGAAAAUGCCGAGCAGCAGGGGAAUUCCAUCGACAACAUGAUGUCUGAUUAUGAAUCUGCUAACGACAGCAACAGUUUUGCUGUCGAUUCACAUCCCUGUACCAUGUCAUCUAGUGAAGCUAAACCGCAAUCAGAGAUCACAAAUACAUGGCCGAGCAGCAGUCUAGCCUCUACUUCGUCGUUGAAUUGUUUUCCCGAGACUUCUACACAGGAUCCUCAGUGUUCUUCAGAUCCUAGUAACGGGAAGGAACUCCCACAUCUUUAUUAUGACAGCCUUGAAGCAUAUGAUCACAAGGAUGGAAUGCUCGGAUAUGCUCAACAGUACUACAAGGGAGGAAAUAUCCCUCUCGAAGACGAGGAAGUGGAUGAUGUUCUUGGUUUGAAUGGAGCGAACUCUCAUGUUUAUGUCCUUUCAUCCGGAAGAUGGAGUGUUGACCAAGAUCCUCAGCCACAGGUCAGAAAGCCGACCAUUGAUCAAGAAUUCGAGCAAUACUUCUCUUCUCUCAUGCUGCAGUAGAGUAGCAUUUGCUGCACACCUACAUUCCCCUCCGACCUGUCAACUGUAAAAAUUCACUUGUGUGGAGCUGCUACUGCUCACAAGUCACAAGCACUAGCCAUCUGUUUUUCGCUUACCGCAGUUUCUGGUCCCAAAUAAUACUGGUUUCGUAGAAACUAUUUUUCUCAAGACUCCUGUCGCUUGAUUUUUCAUCUGUACCACAAAUGGGAGCUUGGAAGUUGGAACACCAAAAGCAAACUUCUCCCGUAUGCCAAAAAGAGCAGAAGAAAAACAAAUGCACCAGCCGGGAAUCGAACCCGGGUCUGUACCGUGGCAGGGUACUAUUCUACCACUAGACCACUGGUGCUUUUGAUCUUCAAUCAGCAGAAUCAAUAUUUAUUAUUUAAUUAUUCACGCCGCAAAAGAAUCUCAUUAUUAAAUUAAGAAAGGGUACAAACAACA